ACAAGUGCCGCCUACUGGGACUGCCCUAUUUUUCCGCCGUCCCUAACGGUAGUCCUGGACGGUGAACCGUCUCCGCUGUACUCAAGUCCACGCAGGGCUGAGGGAUAACAGGCCAGAGCCGAGCCAGAUCCAGAAAACUGGUAAAGGCCUCUGAACUGAACAGGUACUAGACGUGGGGGACGGGGGAGGAGGGGUGAAGGGAAGAGGAGGAUCGAUUUGCGAGGUCGAGAAAUGGAAGCCAGAUCGGGUUGGAGAUGGGGUGUUGAGUAAAAACACGAGACUGACGGGCGCCAGAGACCCUGUAAGAGCAAGGUUCGGACAAGUGACCAUGGCUUCAAAGAGCUGGGUGGGGAAAGUUCCAGCAGUGCCUCAAUAUGCCUUACAGAACUGGAGCAAUGGCAGCUCCAGGGACACGGCCUCCCUCGGCCCCAGAGACGGCUGGUGCAGACUCAGGGGGAGGGAGUGGGGAGCCCAGACAGCUGCCUGAGCUGAUCCGCCUGAAGCGAGAUGGAGGGCAUCUGAGCGAAGCAGAUAUCAGAAACUUCGUGCAUGCGGUGAUGGAUGGAAGAGCACAGGACACACAAAUUGGCGCCAUGCUGAUGGCCAUUCGGCUGCAGGGCAUGGACCAAGAGGAGACAUCUGUGUUGACUCGGGCCCUCGCAGAGUCUGGGCAGCAACUGGAGUGGCCCAAGGCCUGGCACCAGCAGCUUGUGGACAAACACUCCACAGGAGGCGUAGGUGACAAGGUUAGCCUGGUUCUGGCACCUGCCCUAGCUGCAUGCGGCUGUAAGGUGCCAAUGAUCAGCGGCCGAAGUUUGGGACACACAGGGGGCACAUUGGAUAAGCUGGAAUCUAUCCCUGGGUUCAAUGUCACCCAGAGCCCAGAGCAGAUGCGACGAAUACUUGAGGAAGUCGGCUGCUGCAUUGUUGGCCAGAGUGUAAAGCUGGCCCCUGCUGACGGAAUCCUGUAUGCUGCACGAGAUGUCACAGCUACUGUGGACAGUGUGCCACUCAUUACAGCUUCAAUCCUCAGUAAGAAGGCCGUGGAGGGGCUGUCCACUCUGGUGGUAGAUGUUAAGUUUGGGGGGGCCGCAGUCUUCCCAGACCAGGAGAAGGCCCGAGAACUGGCAAAGACGUUGGUAAGGGUGGGAAUGGGUCUGGGGCUGCAAGUCGCCGCAGCUCUGACCGCCAUGGAUAACCCUCUGGGCCGCAACGUGGGCCAUACCCUGGAAGUGGAAGAAGCGUUGCUUUGCCUGGAUGGCGCGGGGCCGCCGGAUCUGCGGGACCUGGUCAUUAGGCUAGGAGGCGCCAUUCUUUGGCUUAGCGGACAGGCGGAAACGCAAGACCAAGGCGCCUUCCGAGUGGCCGCGGCGUUGGAUGACGGCUCUGCGCUGCGCCGCUUUCAGUUGAUGCUUUCGGCUCAGGGCGUGGACCCCGGCCUAGCUAGAGCAUUGUGCUCCGGGAGCCCCACGCAACGCCGGCAGCUGCUGCCUCACGCCCGAGAGCAAGAGGAGCUGCUUGCACCCGCAGACGGUCCUCAGUGUUCACCCUCUCCCUUAGGCACUGUGGAGUGCGUCCGAGCGCUGCCGCUGGCUCGUGUGCUGCACGAGCUCGGAGCCGGACGCAGCCGAGCGGGGCAGCCGAUCAGACCGGGAGUCGGUGCCGAGCUACUGGUCGACGUGGGUCAAUGGUUGUCCCGCGGGACACCCUGGCUCCGCGUGCAUCUGGACGGCCCUACACUCUGCAGCCAGCAUCGCCGCACUCUCCUGGAGGCGCUCGUGCUGUCAGAUCGAGCACCCUUCAAGGUCCCUUCACCCUUCGCUGAGCUUGUCCUCCCACCGACCACCGCCCAGCCCUAAAUCUCGAACCCA
Molecule: messenger RNA, 1871 nt
Organism: Mastomys coucha (southern multimammate mouse)
Lineage: Eukaryota; Metazoa; Chordata; Mammalia; Rodentia; Muridae
Gene: Tymp
Product: thymidine phosphorylase
Exons: 9
Coding region: 375-1859 (494 amino acids)
Biological process (GO): pyrimidine nucleoside metabolic process; pyrimidine nucleobase metabolic process
Cellular component (GO): cytosol
Molecular function (GO): 1,4-alpha-oligoglucan phosphorylase activity; pyrimidine-nucleoside phosphorylase activity
Source: RefSeq, a predicted model, not a curated record